This is a messenger RNA of Gossypium arboreum, 1175 nucleotides long. Its product is annotated as peptidyl-prolyl cis-trans isomerase FKBP13, chloroplastic-like. The transcript is spliced from 7 exons. NCBI's taxonomy places the organism in Eukaryota, Viridiplantae, Streptophyta, Magnoliopsida, Malvales, Malvaceae. Gene Ontology annotation, molecular function: peptidyl-prolyl cis-trans isomerase activity. Gene Ontology annotation, cellular component: chloroplast. The record is from RefSeq and is a predicted model, not a curated record. The coding region runs from base 129 to 854 and encodes 241 amino acids.
AUAUAAAUAUAUUUAUCCCAUGGUGAGAGCAUGUAGACAAGUGGAAAUUCCCCUUCUUUAAUCUCUUUCAACUACGUUGGUGGAAGCUUAUCCCCUAUUUUCCCGAGAAAAAAUUGUGGUCAGUGAAAAUGAAGUCGCUGCCAUUGUCAGCAGGAACUUACAUCCCCAAAAUCCUCAACCCUAAAAUCCUAAACAAGAAUGUGGAAAACCCAGUGAUUAGAUGGUCAAAAACGAAGCCGAAAAUGGGUUCAAUAGCAAUUGUUGAGCAACAAAAUGAUAAAGCCAUAGUGUUGUUGAAGAGGAGAGAAGCGGUUGGUCUUGGUUUAUAUGUUGGGAUUGCUGAUGUUUUGUUGCAGUUGCUGCCACAACCUUGUCCCAGUGGUGCAGCUGUUGAGGUAGCCCCAGCGGCUUGUGAAUUGACUGUUAGUCCUUCAGGCUUGGCCUUCUGUGAUAAAGUUGUAGGGAAAGGCCCUGAGGCUGUUAAAGGGCAGCUGAUAAAGGCACAUUAUGUAGGGAGAUUGGAGAAUGGGAAAGUGUUUGAUAGCAGCUAUAAUCGUGGAAAGCCUCUUACAUUUCGUGUUGGCGUUGGUGAGGUGAUUAAAGGCUGGGACCAAGGUAUUUUAGGUGGUGAUGGAGUUCCUCCUAUGCUUGCUGGUGGGAAACGAACAUUAAGGCUUCCACCAGAGCUCGGAUAUGGUAUGAGAGGUGCAGGCUGUAAAGGAGAUUUUGGCUCGUCAGCUAUCGGACUCGGGAUUUUUGGAAGUCGAAGUCUCCCACACUAUCAAAGCCCCCUUUUUGCUCAAGGAGUUAAAGAAGGAGAAUCAAGCAAGGGAAAGACGAAGGUCAUCGAGUAGCCGACUUGGAACUAUUUUACCCAACACGAGGUCUCUUGGACUCGUAUUGUUGCGUGUUCGGAACCGUCGUUGAAGUCAUCACACCGGCUGAAAUCUUGUGGUAUUGUUUUUGUUGUUGAAGAACAUUUGGCAUGUAUAGGCUAUUAUAUUUUGUCGAAUUGUGGGUUGUAAACUUUAAGCCAUGUGAAAAUGGCCUAUGUGGUCGUCGAGUGGGAUGCUAGAACCUAUAGCCACGAGUCUUAGAAACUCAAAUUUUGUUAAGGUGGCCAUAAUUUGUGUCAUGUAUGAUAGAUGAUUAAGGCCAAGGAAAAAUUCAUGAAA